This is a messenger RNA of Bathycoccus prasinos, 1152 nucleotides long. RefSeq lists its product with no specific name. Lineage: Eukaryota; Viridiplantae; Chlorophyta; Mamiellophyceae; Mamiellales; Bathycoccaceae. The transcript has a single exon. The coding region runs from base 1 to 1152 and encodes 383 amino acids. The record is from RefSeq and is a predicted model, not a curated record.
AUGUUUGGGAAACACGCGAAGUCGGCGCUCGAGGAGACGGAGGAGUAUAAAAAAUUGCACGCGGAAGUGAAACAGUUACAAGAGGAGAAUAAGAAGAGAGAAAAAGAGACCGAGGAAACGAUUGCGCGUGUGCACGAGGAGUACGGUUUAUACGUGAAGGAAAAAGAAGAGCUGCAGAAGAUUAUCGACGAGGUGGCGCAGUUGGAGGACGAGUCGAAAGCGGCGGAGAUGCGAGAGUUGGCGAGGAGUCAAGGGUUGCAAACGAGCAAUCGAGCGUCGGAGUUGCUGGACGAGAAGAAGACGAAGGAGGAGUUACAAAACGAAUUGAAGGAGUUGGAUAACGCGUUGAAGAGAAUGAACCGAGGGAUUGCGCAGAAAGAGGCGAGUUGUCGAAAGAUUGACGAGGAGAUUGCGCCGUUGGACGCGCAGUUCGUAGAGUUGAGAGCGCAAUCGAAGUAUCUCAUUGGCGCGAGUAAAGCGGCGGCGAGAGAGUCGGAGGCAUCCAAGACGUUAGCGGAAAUGUCUAUGAGAAUCCAAGAGCAAAUGAACUUGGUCAGUGCGUUGCAAGGAACGGAGUUGUUGGAGAUUGGCGAAGACUCGAUUUCGCUGCGAUUGGCGAGCCAUUUGCCGGAGACAGAUACUGAAGCGAUGGAGUCGUCACGAGCGAGAGGAGUGGGGAGAGUAACGCACGUGGUAACUUUAGGCUUCAUCGAGAAAACGGCUCGGUUGAACUCAAUCACGUUAGAUCCUGCGGAUGCGCCGAUUGAAGACGUGGCGAGGAUGUUCUUAGGCACGACGGAUUGCGCGAGCGCCUUGUGCAACAUUCGCGAUCGAAUCGCCGCCACGGCGCAAAGAUGCGAAGCGUUGGCGGCAGCCGCGAGUCGAACGCCUCUGAAAUGGUCCGCGUUUGAUGCAAACGUGAGAGCGGCAAUGUCUUCGUCCACGGAGCCAAGACCAGUGGCAGUUUUGGAAGUGCCUUUGGAGUGGCCAAAGGUGAAGUCGGCGGAGAUUCGCGUCGUCAACGUAGAAAACGUGCCGAGUAGAGUGGCGGGUAUGGUCGUGCAAACGUGCGCUGGGAAGCGCUUGCGGACGAUCGGAGAGACGUUACAAGCGACGAUGGAAGCGGAAAAGAUGGUGUCGUCGUCGAACUAA